Photinus pyralis (common eastern firefly) is the source of this 1947-nucleotide messenger RNA. RefSeq names its product tetratricopeptide repeat protein 17-like. Gene Ontology annotation, biological process: actin filament polymerization. Gene Ontology annotation, cellular component: cytoplasm; actin cytoskeleton. Gene Ontology annotation, molecular function: protein binding. The transcript is spliced from 5 exons. The record is from RefSeq and is a predicted model, not a curated record. Bases 16 to 1932 code for a protein of 638 amino acids. NCBI's taxonomy places the organism in Eukaryota, Metazoa, Arthropoda, Insecta, Coleoptera, Lampyridae.
AAGCGACGGUGUCGCAUGGUAUCGAAACCUGCGCAAUGCGUAUUUUUAAGAAGAAUUUGGAAAAUGGGGAAAAUAUGGAAAAUAUUUUUUAUUUUAUUUGAAAUUUAUUUAAAAACCUACGCUUCCACUCACUGGGUUGUAACCGAAAAUGGACGUAUACAAUCACAUUUGGAUUCUCCAUUCCAUCUUCGACGUCCCUACGAUCUCAUCGCUUUAUUGGACCAAGAAACCCGUAGAAUUGAUAUAACGACUCUAUAUAAAGAUUUAGUUGACAGAAAAAAUGUAAUAGACCAAAAAUGGUCGGGUCUAGAGGGUGCUUCGGAUUUGGAGACCCGUGUCUACUCCCAAGACCCGGACUGCUCUAGGGCAGGUAAACUAUUGAGCGAGAUCGACUUGUACUCCAGCAUCGGCUCUAACGGUAGUAGCAGAACAGAUGUGACUUUGGGUAUUCUGUACGAAAACGAAUCUACCGAUUAUUCUGCACCUGACUGUACAAAUUAUGCCGAGCUCGAUUAUAGCAUGUUUGCAUUUGAGCAUUUGCAUGCAAUGGUUAAUAGAAAUGCUAUUAGCAUUGUACCCGAGACUGAUUUGGAGUAUUUAUUACCUGUUUCAUCGAUUGAUACAUUUGGACAUUAUAUUGGUUUAAGUUUGUCCAAGAACAGUUCAUCUUGGUUUCAUUAUAAUUUAGGGGUGCUGUACUGGAGAAUACUUGGGGAUGCACCAAGAGCAAUUGAGUGCGGUAGAAGAGCUCUUCAUUACUCCCCCAGGGAAUACAAGGACAUUCCAUUACUGAACCUAGCAGGGAUCUUUCAUCAAGCUCGGUAUCCAAAGGAUGCUGCAAUUUUAUUGCACGCAGCCGUCGAGCAUGCGCCGUUUCAAGCUACUAACUACAUUGCCUUAGGUAAUGUGUACGCAGUUUUGUCGGAUUAUAAUCGAUCAGUAGCUUGUUAUGACAACGUUCUGAAGUUACAACCUGAUCUCGAAGAUGUUGCCACCACAAAGUAUGCCACCCUGUGCCAUAAAAGAUUAGAUAGUGGCUUACUGCAGCUGCAUGAAUCGUUGCAAGGAAUUCUAUCGGAUUUGCACAAUUAUCAUAGCCAACAGCAGCAAUGGUUAAGGUUGCAGGAACGGCUAAUGUGGGAGCAAGCUCCAUUUGAAGCGCAAUUGAUCGGUUACAGCUCAGAAAAAUUAAGUGCCAUAUUGGCUAAUAGAGGGCAGCGUUGCAUACAACGCACAUCGGAGAAUUCAAAACCAACCAUCACAUGCGACUUUACCGACCAUCAAGCGGUUACAAAUUUACAAGUCGACGUCACUUUAAAUUUGCAGAGACUAUUACGCAAUGUCGAAAGUGAGACGCAGAAAAUUAACGAACAAAUGGCCCGUAAUAAAAGGCGACCGUUUUUAAAUCCAGUUAAGGACGAAUCUCAAAAAGGUGCACCAAAUGUUCAAAACAACUUGGGAACGCCUCCACUUUUACAUCCUACAUAUCCGACCACUCAUUUUACCUCUUCAGAUUUAUACUUUGACGAAACCGGAUGGCCUAGCAGAGACGAAUGUAUGAAUUGGAACUUACCGCUAGGUGAAAGCGACGACUUGGAUAUUCCCGUGUUUCUGCCGCCCGAAAACAAAGGAUUUCAAGUAACAAAAAUGCUAACAAGCUAUAUAGGGUUACCGACAGGUACGGAACACAAAUUACCUUGGUAUCCGCCAAUCUGCGAGCAUCCCGAUAAGGACGUGGAGAAGCUGUAUCUUCCAUCCUUCUUGCGACAAGUUGCGAGUUCUAAUUUGAAAAGCCAUCCUCUUCUUCAGCAACAUUUUUUAAGUUACAUUAGUGAUGGCAAAGCUGAGGAAUCGGAAAUAGGACAAAGAAUAAUUACGGCCAUGCAGAAGGUACGUAUUGGUGUGAAUCACUACCCUCUAUUCUUUAGUUGAAAAUUAAUGAAAUGG